Polypterus senegalus (gray bichir) is the source of this 2386-nucleotide messenger RNA. Its product is annotated as immunoglobulin kappa light chain-like. The record is from RefSeq and is a predicted model, not a curated record. The transcript has 5 exons. The coding region runs from base 18 to 1046 and encodes 342 amino acids. Lineage: Eukaryota; Metazoa; Chordata; Cladistia; Polypteriformes; Polypteridae.
CGAGCCACAGGUUCAAGAUGCCAGCUGCGUUUCCACUUGUGACAGUGCUGCUCUUGCAUUCUUUGGGAGUCAUUGGGCAGACAAUCCCUCGAUUAUGGCAACCUCAUCCUUCGGUGACGGCCACCAGCGGGCAGAACCCUAAGAUACGAUGCCAAGUAUUGAACGACAGAGCUGUCCAUUUUGUCUUUUCCUGGUACAAGCAAACAAAGGGCAAUGCCAUGAGUUUCAUUUUGAGUGUUCGUGCUAAAAACAAGCCGAGGUACGCAGCAGGCAUCAGCGAGAGAUUUGUGCCCGAAUUCAACACAGUGGAGGACAGCUUGGACCUGACCAUCGGGAACUUCGACACUUCUGAUGUGGGCACGUACUACUGCGCCAUCUGGUACUCCAGUCAGUACAUCUUUGGAGACGGGACGGAGGUUGAGUACUCGGAUUCGAUUCAGCCACCCCGCACUCCCCUACUCCAUCUUUUCCCACCAUCACCUCAGCAACUUCAUACUAAAAAUGAAGCCACGCUGCUGUGCGUGGCUCGACAUAUGAGGCCCCAGCAUGUACGACUGCGCUGGGCAGUGGAUGGGCAGGCACAAGACCUACAACAGCAGGUGGAGGCAUCUGAACGUGAGCCAGAGGGCACAUUCACCUCCUGGUCGAUGCUGCGCAUUAGUAGUGACACCUGGCAGAGGGGAGCGUGGGUAACGUGCCAAGCAGACCAUGAAACGGUGGAUCCGAGUACUCCGCUGGAGAAGAGUGUGGAGUUGGGGUUAAGACGAGGAGAUUGUAAAGAAGAAGAUAAAUCCGGAUGGAAUAUUCAAGAUGACAAUAUGACCAGCAGCAGGAAUUCUUUCUCAAAUAAUUAUGCAGGUGACCUGGCGCAUAUUUUGGACAUCACCACUUUCUGCUACUUUUGUCUAUUGGUCUUCUCCAUCUUGUUUGGAAGUGCAAUCACCAGCUUAAUUUUUUUUAAAAGUAAAAAUCUCCGGGAUAGGGUCAAAAGCCGCCAAGCUCCACUUGAGGUUGCACCCAGAGCACGUCCUAAAGUGCAGAAGUAAUCAUCCGGUUCACUCUUAUGAUCCAGUUCUAGACCGGUGCUAUUCAAAGAUGACCAAACCUCAUAGCAGACCCUCUGUAAUCAUUCCCUUAGCAGUUGGCCUUUCUUUGGAUCAGAUGUUCUUAGUCCUCUGAGUUUUUAUUAGGUUAAUUAAGUCUGAAAACUGAAUAGAGAGCCAAUCAACAAAAUGGAAACGUGGAAUGUGAUAUAAAAAAGAAAUAAAAAGAUCAGGCAUAAAUAUAUGACAAAACUGUAAACGAUUCUGACUAACAAUCCUGUUUAAACAGACAGUGGCAGCCAUUCAACACGUAGUGAGGUUUCUGGGGGCUGCAGUGGCGACUCCCUUUGUUUCCAAGUUAGUCUCUAAUUCUUGGGUACUGCAGUGUAUUAAAGUUUUUCCAAGGCUGCAAUAUUCUAAGAUGAGCAAUAUUCUAGUAUAUUCUCUGCGCCUGGGUCCUGUGUAGAACAGGGGUCUGCAGUCCUCAAACCCUCCUGCGGCUUCAUUCUAAUCAUCUUCUUAAUUAGUGACCAGUUUUUGAUGUUAAUUAACAUCUUUUUCCUUCAUGUUAACCGACUUGGUUUUUUAAGAAUCAGUCCAUUGAAUUCUUUUAUAAUUUUCUUUAAACAACACCCAAACAAAAAUGAGAUUUGAAAUUCACCAAAAGAUGACCAGCUAAGCCAAGGCCUCAAACUCCAACCAAUUUCACUCCAACCAGUUUCUUAAUCAGAAGCUGAUUUUUGUUGUUAAUUAAACAAUUACUUAACUCCAUGGCUUGUUUGUACCACAGUAGACAUGGAUUGAUAGCCCACCCAAGCUUGGUCCAAACUUUGAAUCUAAUGCUUCUGGUAAAGGCUUAAGCCUCAUUUGGAAUACAUGGGUUCACUGAGUGAUGAAUAAUCAUUUAAAGCAGACUGGCAAGCAGGUGAAAUCAUUGUUCAGAUGUGCAUUGUGUGUUAAGAAGGACAGAAGCAACAAGAAACUUGACAGGAACAUUUUUCCAAAGGAUCCCAGCAUAGCUGUGCUGGCAAAUACACCAAAGACACAUAAUCAUUUGUCAGGCAAUGAAUGAGUUUAAGGGAUAGCCAUGUAGGGUCCGGCAUCCCGAGAAGAUGCGCUGUGUUACUGAGAUAAAUCUCCAUUAAAAGGUACUCUUACUUUAAAUUUUUUUUAAAAGCCACUGCUAGAGUUUAAAUAUGUUAUUAUUAACAUAUGUGAUAAUUAAAUGCUCCCUAGCUUAACACUCUUACACAUCUCCUAUCCUUAGAACAUACAGAGAUGCUUUCUACACACCUUCAAUUUCUAUUAGCUUACAGUUUCAAAUUUGGAUUGAGAAAAGUCAC